Micropterus salmoides (largemouth bass) is the source of this 3379-nucleotide messenger RNA. RefSeq names its product thrombospondin-type laminin G domain and EAR repeat-containing protein-like. The record is from RefSeq and is a predicted model, not a curated record. Bases 319 to 2490 code for a protein of 723 amino acids. Lineage: Eukaryota; Metazoa; Chordata; Actinopteri; Centrarchiformes; Centrarchidae. Gene Ontology annotation, biological process: signal transduction. The transcript is spliced from 14 exons.
GCUAUCUAAACUAACGUUAUAAGGAUUAAUCUUUCAAACAGCGUCCAGAAGAAAACACACACCAGUCUGUAAAUUCUGCAAUGCAACCUUAGGGAGACUGCUGGGACCAGUUAGUAACUUUAACUGCCACUUAGAAAGAAAGCAUAAAGAAAGAGUUGGAAGAUCUGAAAAUGUUCACUUGCAUCAAUAUGAAGAAUACACAGUCAUCUGGUAUGUAUCGCCACUUACGAUAGAGACAGAGGGAGAAAUACCUAGAGAAAUACCUUCAACAUGGACACAUUUGUACCAGCUAGCAACUGAACCAAACAGUCUUUUGCGAUGACAUCACUGAUAUUUGUGCAGUUCCUUCUCUUGGGGUUAAGGAUCAUUGACACCACCACAAACACAUGGAGACACUGUACAGAUUUGCUCCCUCUGGAUCUUCUGUCUUUUGUCCUCGAGAGGGAUCCCUCCAAACUUGUACCAGGGAUGCACAUGAAGCAGGCUGGAGUGGUGAGGGGAGUACAUAUCUCAAGUCCUCAUACCUCCUUGAGCUUUCCCUCCUCCCAGCUGCUGGUGAACUGCGACCUCUUCCCCAAAGAAUUCUCCAUUGUUGUGACACUAAAAGUCACUCCCAUUGCACCCACGAGAAAUGAAUACAUCUUUUCCUUGAUGGGGCCAAAAAAAGAAAUGGAGAAAAGAGGGAUGGGGGAGAAGGAAGUGAGUAAUAAAGGGAACAUUUUGGAAAGGAAUAAAGAGAGGGGUGUCAGUGGAGAAGAGCAACAUAGAGAGAGGGAGAAGGAGAGGCGAGUCAAGAGUAAUGAGCAACAUGGACGGAUAAUCCUGGGACUGAGGUUCUCGAGAAAACGUCUGCACUUCCUUUUUAGAGGUCACGGAGGGGUCGUAGAGCGCAGGGGGUUUCGGAGCAGCCAACUGGCUGAUAACCAGUGGCACACUCUGGUGUUGGCCAUUGGCAGUCAUCAUGUCAGGCUCACAGUGGACUGCAGGCCACCACUGGAAAUUGUUCCCUCCAGGCCUUUCCCCUCAGACCUCAACAUUCAGGGAUCGAGAUUCCACAUUGGCAGUCGGGGGAGAUGGAAAGGCUUGUAUUCAGGUCUGUUGCGACAGCUGGUUUUGGUGCCAGGUUCGGAUGCCACCCAUCACAUCUGCCCCUCAUCGGACCCCCAGCUAGCAGUUCUGUCAGUACCGCCACUUCUCUCAGACCUGCCUGUCAUGGGGAGGGAGGGUGACGCCCAUCUGACUUCGUAUGAAACAGAGGAGCGAGUCUCAGUGGGGUUGGAGCGGACAUGCUCAGAGCUGCGGCAAGGCCAGCUGUGGUUCGAUCCGCUUAGGAAAGGCCUCUACCUCUGCGACGGUACAGUGUGGAUCACUGUGCUGGAGGAUCAUAAACGACUGGACUAUGUGUUGGAACACCAGGUCCUCAUCACCAGCUCAGAGACACAUGAUGUAGAGGUGUUACAGGUACCUGGCGUGGGUCUGAUGGCUGCUAUGGCUCAUCGGUCACCAGCCUCUGGCUCUGCUGUGUAUCUGUGGAGCCACACGGGUUUCCAGCUCUACCAGAAUAUCAGCACAUAUGAAGCUCUGGCUUGGAGACACUUCAUCAUGGACAAGAAGAUAUAUCUGGUGGUGUCUAACUCUGGCGGUGGGCCAGACAAGCAUUUUAACAAGGAAUCAGAGACAGACUUCUCUGUGAUUUUUAAGUGGAGCAAAAGAAGAAAACGGUUUGUGCGGUUCCAGACUCUGCAGACCCACUGUGCACGGGACUGGGAGGCCUUUAACAUCAAUCAACAAACCUAUCUCGCUGUGGCCAAUCAUAGACAAGGUAAUAAUAAUCACGCCAUAGACAGUGUGAUAUACAAAUGGAACAGGUUAACAAAGUCUUUUGAGGUUCACCAGAUGCUGCCGACCUCAGGAGCCUACGACUGGGAGUUCUUCACAGUUGGACCGUACCAUUUCCUGGUGGUUGCAAAUGCCUUUGAUGGAGUGUCUACAUCUGUAGACUCAGUCAUCUACGUUUGGGUCAAUGGAAGCUUCCAGGUGUUUCAGACAAUUAAGACAUUCUGUGCCACAGACUGGGAAAUGUUUCAGAUUGGCAAUAGAGUCUUCUUAGUUGUUGCCAAUGGACACAGUCUCGUUGGUAAUGGACCAAGUCGAUAUGCCAUCAACUCCACUAUCUACGAACUGGACAUGAAUGGACAGCUGUUUGUCCGCUUCCAGGAUAUUGUCACCUACAGUGCAGUGGACUGGGAGUUUUUUAACCUCGGGGAGGAAUAUUUUCUGGUUGUUGCUAACUCCUUUGACGGAGAAUCCUACUCUCUCAACAGCGUUCUCUACAGGUGGCAGGGAUAUGAAGGCUUUGUUCCUGUCCAUUGGCUCCCAACGAUUGGGUGCAGUGACUGGGAGUUUUUCAACUCUAAAGGAGAAUCAUAUCUGAUCUACUCUAGUGCCAAAGCACCUCUUGCAAAAGUGUUCAAGCUGAAAACCUUCUAGGCAAAAAAAAAAAAAAAGAGAGAGUGUGCAUGUGGCUUUAUGUUGUGUGUGUGUGUGUGUGUGUGCAUGCAAUCCUUUGUAAGUGUCUGUAUAGAAAAGUGUCUGAAGAUGUUUGCAAUAGCCUUCUGUUUAAAAUGUGUGAGUGUAUUUAAGUAAAAUACUGUGCCUCUUCGCAAUUUUCAGUCAGGGCCGAAUUGGUGGGUUUAAACAACCUGAACCGGAUUUUACAGUCUAUUACACAGAAAUUGCACAUAGUGGGUUUUUUAAAAAUUAUUCUAAUAUUUCUGAUAAAAUAAAAUAAAAAUUUGCAAGAAAUAUUAAUUUAAAUUGAAUUAUGAUAAAAGGAUUUAAUAUUUCUGUACAAAAAUCACAUCCUAGGUUAUUUUUAAACUGUGUUUUAGUUUAAUCAUGUAAGGAGAUAAAAUUGACCAAAAAUAUUUAUAAAAUAACAAAUAAAAAGAAAAUUAAAGGGGCAGUUUGGGAUUUUUUUAAGUGGGCUGUAUGAGGUAUUUAUCAAUAAUAAGCGAAUUACCUGCAGUAAAUGGAGUCAGAUAUUUUGACAGAGAUCAUUUGUGUGCAUUGUCUAAAAGAAAUUAAUACAACUCAGGGUAGCAUCUGUAAGAUUUCUAUCUUUCUGUAAAAAACAUUUAAUAUUAAUAAUAUUUAACAUUUUGUUUAACUGGAGUGUGCGUUCUGUCAUGAACUGAUUGUUGCUUUUUGCCUCUGAUUGCAUGACUUAUAUAUAAAAAAGAUAGUAAUUUAUUGAAAUUACAAUAAACCAGACUUAGUAUGUUUAUAUGUAAGAAACGAGUUGUUUGUGCAUUGGUUAUGUUCAAUUAGAGCUUGUAGGGUAAAUAAAAGGAUGGCAAAGAUAGCCUGGAGGAUCAAA